This is a messenger RNA of Propithecus coquereli (Coquerel's sifaka), 592 nucleotides long. It is a transcript of the gene TMEM160, whose product is annotated as transmembrane protein 160. The coding region runs from base 13 to 579 and encodes 188 amino acids. NCBI's taxonomy places the organism in Eukaryota, Metazoa, Chordata, Mammalia, Primates, Indriidae. The record is from RefSeq and is a predicted model, not a curated record. The transcript is spliced from 3 exons.
GUAGUGCGAACCAUGGGAGGAGGCUGGUGGUGGGCUCGGGUCGCCCGCCUGGCCCGUCUCCGCUUCCGGAGGUCGCUGCUGCCGCCUCAGCGGCCCCGGAGCGGGGGCGCCCGGGGGUCCUUCGCCCCCGGCCACGGCCUCCGCGCCGGGGCUUCGCCUCCCCCCGUGUCCGAGCUAGAUCGCGCGGACGCUUGGCUCCUCCGGAAGGCACACGAGACAGCCUUCCUUUCCUGGUUCCGCAAUGGCCUCCUGGCAUCGGGCAUCGGCGUCAUCUCCUUCAUGCAGAGCGACAUGGGUCGGGAAGCUGCCUACGGCUUCUUCCUGCUGGGCGGCCUGUGCGUGGUGUGGGGCGGCGCCUCCUACGCCGUGGGCCUGGCCGCGCUGCGGGGGCCCAUGCAGCUGACGCUGGGGGGCGCGGCCGCGGGCGUGGGCGCCGUGCUCGCCGCCAGCCUGCUCUGGGCGUGUGCCGUCGGCCUGUACAUGGGCCAGCUCGAGCUGGACGUGGAGCUGGUGCCCGAGGACGACGGGACGGCCACCGCAGAAGGCCCGGACGAGGCGGGCCGGCCGCCCCACGAGUGAGGACCGGGACAUU